AAAGUGUCUGGGCAUAUUGAUUUUUGCCAGGUAGCGUUUACGGAGAGUUAUAUCACAAAAUAAACGAAUAUUUUUUAUGAAAAAAACCGAUCUGUAUUUUGUUCCAGCAUAUGGCUGACACAAGUAAAAGAUAGUGAAUGGGAGCUUUGGACUAUAAAAUUAGUUUCUUACUAAUAAAACUUUUCCUGGUGUCAAUAUUACAUAAUAGUCACAAAACUUGACAAAACAGAUUAUCUCAAAAGCACCUCUGUAAACAGUUGCAUCAAUCAAUACCUAGCCACUAUUUCAGGUGAUUUAAAAAAAAUUGUUUCCAUAAAGAUACAUACUGAGCCUUGAAUGUACCAAAAAAAACAGAAAAUAUAAUUGUACACCAUGGGCGAGGUACCGUGCGACUGGCAGUUGGCCUGCACCGAAAUUAAACAACGAGGAGAGUAUUUGCUUCAAUCUGAACAAUGGUCAGAUUGUACCUUCCUGGUGGGAUCUGAGCCGAACCAAGUUGAGGUGCGUGGCCACAGGCUCAUCCUGGCAAUGGCUUCUCCUGUUUUCGAAGCUAUGUUCUACGGUGGAAUGGCUGAGAGAAAUGAUCCGAUCCCUAUUCUAGAUGUCCAGCCUGAAGCAUUCAAAGCGCUUUUAGAAUACAUUUACACGGAUAACAUCAACAUCAGUUCAUUCGAUAAAGCAUGUGAAUUGUGCUAUGGCGCCAAAAAGUACAUGCUUCCGCAUCUAGUCAAGGAGUGCACUAAGUAUCUGUGGUCCGAUCUGUACCCUCGCAAUGCGUGCCGAGCCUAUGAAUUCGCCCGUCUCUUCGAAGAGAGCGUGCUGAUGGACAAAUGUCUCCAGAUUAUCAGCACUAACACCAAAGAGGUGCUCCACGACUGUAGCUUUGAGGAAGUGGAGCUCAACACGCUGAUCACUGUGUUCUCCUUGGAACACUUGAACAUCGACAGUGAGCUGGAUCUGUUCGAAGCUGCUGUUAGAUAUGCCAAGGGACAGGAGAGGAGGAAGGACGACCGGAGCGCUAGCCCGCCUGCUGAUGGACCGCCAGCCGAGAAAAGGUCCAAGAGUCCUCAGCCGUGUACUUCACAGGAGAAGGUGGUAAACGUAGAGAGCAGCGCUGAGAACAGUCCUGCCGCUACAACCGAUGCUACGAAGCCAGAUGAAGAACCGGAAACAACUCCAGUUCCUGAGGAGACCAAGAAGGAAAAGAGAGUUGAGCCUAAGGACAACAAGCCCACCAUCCGCAAGGCGAUCGAGAAAAUUCGCUUCCUGACGCUGACUCCUCAGCAGUUCGCCAAGGGUCCGGCCAAGUCCUCCCUGCUCACCGAGUCUGAAGCAUUUGCAGUCCUCAUGAACAUCUUGUCCAGCAAUGCUGAUGUGCCCAUGCCCAGAGGCUUUUCUACUUGCAGAGUUCCCAGGAAGCAACUCAUCGGUGGUCCCCAGUCCUCCAAUAUCCCGACGCUGACCGUGGACACCCCGAGCCCCGUGAUGCUGGAGCAGGUGUUCGGCAACGAGUCCUCGCGCGGCCACUCGCUCAACGUGUCGCACCCGCACCACCACCACUGCGUCAUGCAGUUCCCCAGGCACCCCAGGCUCGAAGGUGUACGUAUGUCAUCAAUGAUGAACAAUCCGGUGUUGAACGGUAUCGGCGUGGAGCACAUGGAGCGCGGGGCUGAGAUCAGCAAGAUCUACUGCCAGCGCCCCAUCAUCCAGCACACCGACUGCCUCAACACCAGCGUCCUCGACUGCUCCGUCACCUUCAUGGUCGACAAGAAUAUCUGCCUCCUCGGUGUCCAGGUGCCGACGCAAGCUCCGAGCGAGGAAGGCGCUGCGAGCGCUGUGCCGGGCGUGGCGGGCUACUCGGAGCUGCUGUACGCGCACCUGCUGGACGCGGACGGAGCGCGCCUCACCUACACGCACUACACCAGCCGCGUACCCUACCGACACCUGCUCGACAUCAUGUUCAACCGACCCGUGUACAUCCAGAGGAACAAGGUGUACAAGGUGGGGAUAGUGUUCAACAAAGUGGGCUGGUACCCGAUGGGCACGUGCGCGCAGCAGGUGGCCGUCGAGACGGUCUUCUUCAACUUCGGAAUUGGGCAGAUCAAUGAUUCGGUCCGCGACGGUCUCAUCCGCUCCAUCAUCUUCACGUACUAGCGCCAGCGUCGCGGCCACCGCGUCGGCUGUCCGCGCCUGGCCCAGCCGCCUCCAGGCGCUCUCCUGACGUCUAACGCGUCUAACGGCAUGUAGAAUGUUUCACGUCGAUACGAUAUUUUGUGUGUUAACGGUUUGUGUUCAGAGUGAGGGUCCGGUAUAGGGUAAUGUGGCUAAUUCAAAAUUUUCGAGGAAUGGUAAACAUCGGAACGGUAUUUGUAUAAGGGAAAUUGUUUUUGAAUGAAAAUUACGGGAAGGCAUUUUAAUAAUUCAUUAUCGUAUUUUAUGUAGGACGUUAGAAUUACGUACUUUAUCAGUCGUACCACGAAAUAUACGAACGUACCUCUGAGCUCUGUGUCUAUCUUUGUAUUAGAGAUGGGUGAUUGUUACAGGAAUUAAUAUUAUAAUUAACCGAUCUGAGAAUAUGAAACGUUCAAUUAUGAGUAAAAAAAUAUUUUACAAAUAAAUAAUCGAUUAACCCUUUGACUGCCGUGUAAGUCACCGGUGCCCUACGCGGCGUAAGUAAUUAUUUAGAUUUCUUCUUUCGAUCUUCUUACUAGGCGCUGGAAUAUCUAGUAGACUCUGGGAGAGACGUAUCCAAACGAUACAGUAGAUUGGGGGGAAUCGGAACGCUUUCCAAUUCCAAGAUAAAUUUUCAGAGGUUUUUCUUAGGGUAAUACCAAUAAAAUUGAGAUUAAAAUGGUUCCGGAGGUAUAAAUUUUCAUAUACGAUUUAUUAUUAUAGAUAGUUCAUUGAAAAAUAUAUACAAAAACUUAAAAAAACUAGCUUAACCUGAUCCACCUUCCCUUUUGGGGUGACAAUGGACAAUAGAGUUUUUCGAUAGAGCUGGCACUGUUUAGUUGUUAGGUAGGCUACCUUUAAGUAAUUAACUUUUCAACAUCUACAAUCAGUUACAAAACUCCCAUGACUAAAUUAAACUAUACUCCCAUGACUAAAUUAAACUAUUUAAUAUUCAUAAAUACUAAAUAAAAGUCCUUUUCAAUUCAACAAAUUUAAAUCUCACAAAAGCAUUGUGACGACCCAGAUUUGUCCCUAUUCUACCCCUAGUUCCUAUUCCUCCCAAUCUACGUUACUGAGAAUUAAUUAAUCUUUAAGAGACUUAAGAGACUAAAACAUACAUUAACAAACAAAAUAAGGCAAAGUUAGGCAAUCCAGGGGCGCGUUAGCAACAGAAAUCGAAAUAAUUACUUCAGUGCGCCGCGUAGGGCACCGGUGACCUACGUGGCGGUCAACGUGUUAACAAUAAAACCUCCAUAAAUAAAACCAGUCGCAAACCAUCGAAUUUACUUUAUCGAUUAUCUGAUACAGAUGAACGUGAUUUUGUUACAAUCGCCCAUCGAUGCAAACAUACAUUUUAAAUUUUUAAUAAUAAUAAUAAUCAAAGUAGCAUUCCACUGUCCCAGUGUGUGUCUCUGAAGUUUUAGUAACCGAACUUCAUUAUUUAUCUAUAAUCCCAUAAUAUAAUCGUACUACUUCGUAUAAAAUAUAACCAUAAUAUAAUAAUCGUAACCUAUUCCUCUUAGGAUAAGCAACGUUAAAUUAAUUAAUUUAUGUUACCGUUAUGUUUCCUUGAAAUAUUUUAAUCACAUUGUACUCGUUGAGUUGUUACUGCUUUAGUUCGACAUUAAAUAAGUUGAUGAAAUUAAAUGAAGAAAAAAUGCAUUUCACUCGUGCGCGCAUGUUUUGCUCACACUUUAUCUUUCGGAUUUAUUUUGAGCCGUCAAACGCUAUCUUUUGUUGUAAUAGAUUUCUAUUUAUUCUAUUUUUAACAAUUGUGAUCUCUUUAUGUUCGUUUUGACUAAUGUAUUGUAGUUUUAAUUCAAGUUUUUACUACCAUUUAUUGUAUACCAAAUUCGUAGUUGUGACAAUAAAUGUUUUGAAAUAAA
Molecule: messenger RNA, 4058 nt
Organism: Bombyx mori (domestic silkworm)
Lineage: Eukaryota; Metazoa; Arthropoda; Insecta; Lepidoptera; Bombycidae
Product: BTB/POZ domain-containing protein 9
Exons: 9
Coding region: 373-2154 (593 amino acids)
Biological process (GO): neurogenesis
Cellular component (GO): cytosol
Molecular function (GO): protein binding
Source: RefSeq, a predicted model, not a curated record